Messenger RNA from Gasterosteus aculeatus aculeatus (three-spined stickleback), 2935 nucleotides. It is a transcript of the gene dync2i2, whose product is annotated as dynein 2 intermediate chain 2. Gene Ontology annotation, cellular component: ciliary plasm; cytoplasmic dynein complex. The record is from RefSeq and is a predicted model, not a curated record. Gene Ontology annotation, molecular function: dynein heavy chain binding; dynein light chain binding. Gene Ontology annotation, biological process: intraciliary transport. NCBI's taxonomy places the organism in Eukaryota, Metazoa, Chordata, Actinopteri, Perciformes, Gasterosteidae.
CAAACUCCGUAGAAUCGGGGGUCCCUGCUCCAUCUCGCCAUCAGUUUGGGGUCCUUGGCCUGGAACACGUGCCCCUGUUCUACGGUUAGGUAUUUGGUAAUUACACAGUUGAGUUAGCACCUACACGAGCCCUUCUCUCGAGGGUCUACUCAAAGCAUUAACACCAGCUGGAUUAUGUAACUGAACUAUAGAAUGUUCCACAUUGUAAAGAACUGAAUUACUAGACUCACAUUGGGUUUCAUGCAUUAGAAGUGUUCAUUGGAGUAAACCGCUCCCGCGCACGCACACGUGUAUGUUGAAAGGCUGUGCAGGUGAUACCAGGUGCUGUAAGUACUUUAAAAUUAACGUGUACGGUGCAUCCGGAAAGUUCGGUGUCUAUUUCAACAUUUUAUGUUGCAGCCUUAAUUUCAAAAUGGAUUCGUUAGAUUUUUUUCCUCAAUUCACACAAUAACACCCCACAAUAAUACGGCGAAAGAGCUUGGUUACAUGUAUUUAAAAAGAACAAGAAUAUUCCAUGUAGUAUUCACGGGCUUUGCGCCUUUGUUGUGCUACGCGCGUCAACAUCCGGGACCCAAAUUGUGACCUUCACAAUAAGAUCCCACUGCGAUGCCUCAAAAUGCUUUAAAAGCUCUUCCAUCAUUGCCCGAGUGUUCUUGCUUUCUCUCACCAAAGUAACUUUCCUGUAGUAAUUGUCCAUGUAAAUGUUUGUAUAUAUUCUUUACAUGUAUGAAUUAAUAUUACUUAACGUCAGGUUUCGGUGGCGAUCGCCAAAAAAAGGACCGGAAACGGCGUCACGCCGCAAAUGACCGGUUUAGGAACACCUUUCUUAAGCGAUUUAGACACCUUUUAACAAUUCAAGUGGACGUCAUGAGCAAUGUGAAUGAACACAGCAGACACACGUACGGGGUCUAUUUUCUCUAAGCUAGCUGAAUGCGAUACACACCAUUUGGUGGCUAUAACUAUUUUGUACAGCAGCUUACUAUUUACUUACUAUUUAUAAUGUUGCUCCCAGCCGUAUUACAAAAGCCCAACAACACACUUGAAUAGCACGUUAUCGGACGAUAAAGUAGAGCCUCUCGUACCUUAUUGCUUAAAUGAAGGGGCCACCCGCCAUUAAUGACGGAAGUGGUUUUCCGUUAAUCUCCGUAACCAAGGAGACGGCAGCUUUGAGGCAAACGGCCCGCGCGUGAGCUUCGGCCGCUAGCGGAGGCCGCUGAGAGGAAAGUCGCGCAUUUACCACUCAGACCCCGUCAGAAGGCAGCGGACGUCGUUCGGGUUUACUGUUGGACUUUUACUCCGCCAGAGAAAAUCUCCCAUCAGCGGCAUGUUUACCGACGAAGCCCAGGAGCCAGUGAGCAUCCGCUCUGCGUGGAGGACGUCUCAGCAGUCAGCGCAGGACUCGAUCGGCUGUCAGACCCGAGCUGUGCACAGUGCUGAGGCUGAGGUCCAGACUCUGUCGACCGCCGUCAGCUGGACCCAAACGCAGCCACACGACGAGGCCCAGGAGCUGCUCCUCCAGCCCGCCGCUGACCGGCUGGACCCGCCCGGCCUCAAGGCCUUCCUGCAGCGGGUCGAGGACACGGUCAUCAGAGAGCUGGACCGAAAUGGCAGGAGUCACGCCUUUGAUGAAUUCCAGGUGAACUGGGAAGAUCAGAGUCAGCCGGUUUCAUGCCUCCAUUGCCUUCAACAUCCCAGCGCUCAAGAGAGAGGUCUUCAUGUAACCAGUGUGUCCUGGAGCUGUACAGGCUCAGUUAUUGCCUGUGCCUUUGGUCGGACUGACGAUGGCGACUGGAUCACUGAGCCCUCGUGUGUUUGUACGUGGAACCUGGACCGUCGCGGUCUGAAUCCCAAACAAGCAGACCUGGUCAUCGAUGUUGCCACUGCGGUGACGGCUCUGUGCUGUCAUCCCCAGCAGCCCGCCCUCAUCGCAGGUGGUCUUUACAGUGGAGAGGUGGUGGUCUGGGACACCAGUCGGACUCAGGACCCUGUGCUGGUCCAAACUGGGAUGUCGGCAGACAGCCACAGGGAGCCCGUCUAUCAGGUUGCCUGGGUGCCUCUACAGAAGGCGGGAGAGUUUGGGGUGCUCAGCGCGUGUUCAGGAGGACGGGUGCUGCUGUGGACGGGGGACCUGAACGAGGGCCGGUUUGUCCUUAAUGCUGCCUACGCCCUGGUGCCACAGCAGGUUCCCCACAGCAGCUACGUCAGCUUCAAGGCCCGAGGCAGCAGCACCGUGGGCGUCACCUCGCUGGCUCUGUCCCCUUGGGACCCGGACACCUUCUUGGUGGGUUCCGAGGGCGGCCUGCUGCUGCGAUGCUCCUUCUCCUCCCAGACGCCAGCGGCGGUGCCCUCUGAAGGCCACAACGUGACACUGAGAGCCCCGGCGGUCUUCGUGUUUAGGCCCCGCAGCGGCCCCGUCCACUCCAUACACUGCUCCCCUUUCCACAGGAAUCUGUUUGUGAGUGCGGGGACUGACGGCCGGGCCCACCUCCACUCCCUGCUGCAGGCCGACCCACUGCUCUCCCUCAGGGUGUCCGACUCCUCUGUGUUCCAGGUGCAGUGGUCCCCAAGCAGACCACUGGUGUUCGCAGCAGCCGCUGCACAAGGUGAGGUGCACAUAUUUGACCUGGGCCGCAGGUCCCUGAGGCCGGCAGCCACCAUCGAGCAGGGAGGUGCGGACCAAGCGGCAACUUGUUUGGCCUUCAACAGCCAGAACUCUCACCUCUUGGCAUUGGGGAGAACAAAUGGGACGGUCUGCAUUUGGCAGCUGAGCCACGAUUUGACGGAGCAGAGUCCCCGAGAGAUCAGCCAGCUGGAGCAGAUCGCCAAUCAGGUGGCAGCAUGAGAAGCACGGACAGUUGAAAAAUUGCCACAUUUUUGUGAUUGACGAGGAUUUCUGUGAACUGUUUUCUGAAAAAUAAAAAUCUGAACAACUCAA